UAUACGCCAUAAGAGUGUGAAAUCAGGGAAAAAGUGCAGAGACAGUGAGAGCCUGAGAGUCGUGGGUGUGUGGUUAUCAGUACUUAGCCAAACCCUGCAAAUUAGGCUUGCGUAUUUCAAAAUCGAAACCCAAUCUCACUUUUCUCUACCACUUUUACACUUACAAAAACCUUCAACACCAUAUCAGAGUAAAACUAACAAUUUGCCUCACGCUCUCUAAGCCAUAUAUAAACAUGUUGGAUUACGAAUGGAACUCAUCAAUGAUACUCCUCGCCGGAAAUGAACUCACCGCCGGCGAACCCGACCAAACGCGCCGGCAAAUUUUCGACCACAACUUUGCCAUGUUAACUGACCCCAUUCUACAUGGCUCAACACCAACACCCACCACUGCUUUCUCGAUUCACCACCCCUUCAACCCACCACCACAACAGCAGCACCACCAUCACAACCCCCAGCAGCACUUCUUCGACCCACGCGCCUUCCAAAGCGCGUCCUCCGCUUCCUUCUCGCCACCACCUUCGGUGCUCUCACUUAACCCAAUCCCACCUCUAGCUCGCUCCCACUGUGGACUUGGGCCUGGCUCCGGGCUUGGGUUUCUGCUCAUGUCCAAGUCUGAGGAUGUGACUUCGCCCGUUAACUUUGAGUGCUCUGGUCAUGGUUUCGGGCCUGGACCCGGGCUUGGACUCAACCUCGGUGGUCGCACUUAUUUUGCCGCUUCCAACGAAGACACCCUGGACAGAUUCUACCGUUGCAAGACGGUGGAAUCGGUUUCCACCGUGGCGUCAAAUUUGCCACGCUGUCAAGCAGAAGGUUGUAACACGGACCUCUCCGAAGCCAAGCACUACCACCGCCGCCACAAGGUGUGUGAGUUCCACUCCAAGGCCGCCACCGUCAUUGCCGCCGGGUUGACUCAGCGAUUCUGCCAGCAGUGCAGCAGAUUCCAUCUUCUUUCAGAAUUUGACAAUGGGAAACGGAGCUGCAGGAAGAGACUGGCAGAUCACAAUCGUCGCAGAAGAAAAACUCAGCAGGCAACUCAAGACAUUCACAAAUCUCAGCCUUCUUUGGACAAUGUUACAUGGUCCUCUUCUGAAUCUGGAGCUCAAUCUUCGUCAUCAAUGAAGGUGGCAGUGUCACCCCCAGAUUAUUUUCAGCAAAAUAGAGGCACUUCGUCAACAUCAUCAUCUGGGUCAUUGUUUUUCUCAAGUGGGGCCAAUUUGCAUGGCUAAUAGUACCCAUGCCAUUAAUUAUAAAGGAACGGAAUCAACAAUAAUGUACUGAACUUCCUCUUGUAAAACUUUAAUCUGGAGAGUCUGAUCUGUGAAAUUGAUUUUGGGCAUCUCUGAUUUGAGCUUUCACUGUUGUGAAUUUUGGUAAGGUAAAUGGCAGAAGGGAAAAAGUAAGAACUAAAAUUGAACACUACUAUUUGGAUUUUCCCGUAAAUAGUGGCGUUUGGGUAUCAGAGAAAGUCGGGGGCAGCUGAGCAGAAGUGUUCAGACUACUGCCCUAGGGCACCUUCAUUUUGUGGCAUUGACUUUGUCUGCGCUGGAAUUUCUCUGAAAUAUGCAGCAAUUAUAUGCAUUACUCACCCAUUCCAUUAUACAGAUGUUGGAAAAUCUACCCA
Messenger RNA from Vigna umbellata (rice bean), 1621 nucleotides. RefSeq lists its product as uncharacterized. NCBI's taxonomy places the organism in Eukaryota, Viridiplantae, Streptophyta, Magnoliopsida, Fabales, Fabaceae. Gene Ontology annotation, molecular function: DNA binding. Gene Ontology annotation, cellular component: nucleus. The record is from RefSeq and is a predicted model, not a curated record.